Messenger RNA from Anthonomus grandis grandis, 1489 nucleotides. RefSeq lists its product as uncharacterized. The transcript is spliced from 5 exons. The record is from RefSeq and is a predicted model, not a curated record. The coding region runs from base 164 to 1354 and encodes 396 amino acids. NCBI's taxonomy places the organism in Eukaryota, Metazoa, Arthropoda, Insecta, Coleoptera, Curculionidae.
UUAUUAUGCCGUCUAAAUUCUUUAUUGCGUGUUGUAUCAAUAAAAAAAAAUGUUGCGUAACGAUCGUUUACAAAACUGAAACCGGGAGAUUUAUAACUCGAGAACCAUCAGUAGUAGUAACACGAGAACCAUUUAAGCGGAUAGUUUUUGAUUUAUUUUCAAAAUGAGCGCCAUAAAGGACCUUAAAGACGUUCUAAACACAAAAGCCUUAGCACCUACCGAGGAUAUUCUGGAUACUGAGGUAUCGCCACUGACAGCACCCGGAGAGAAUUAUGGAUCAAUUAUGUUAAGCAUCAGAGCCAAAACCAAAGAUAGAGUGACAGGCAAUGAAAGAGUCCUGGAUAUUGUCGCAAAACAUGUGCCAAAUAGUGAAAUGGUUUGGAAAGUCUUUAACAUUCCUGUGACAUUUAGAAGUGAGCUGAGGUACUACUCUGACAUAGUACCGACCUUAAAUCAGUUCCUGAAAAGUCACGGGUUUGAAGAGGGCGCUGACUUCGCCGCGCCAUACUACGGCGGCCGCCUAAAUUUGAAUAAUAGCGAAACCGUUGAUAAGGACGCCGUGCUUUUGCUGAAGAACCUCAAGGAAGAUGGGUAUAGGACUGGGAAUAAGCGAAUUGGCUUGGACGAGGACAGUUUUAAAGUUACCCUGGAUUCUUUGGCCAAACUUCAUGCUUCCGGACUGGCAUUAAAGAUCAAAGAACCGGAGACUUUUCGAGAGAAGAUUCAACCGUAUUUUUAUACUUUUCAAGUCGGCGCCAUAUCUAAUAUGGCCUUUAAAAACCUGAUACACACCCUUGAACUGAACGGAUUCAAUAAAGAAGAAAUUGAAAAAGCGAAGGAAGCCUACUUGGGACAAAUGGAGAAGAGUGAGACGAGUGACGUUUGGGGCACCAUAACACACUACGACACAUGGACCAACAACGUCCUUAUUAGAUACAAAAACUCGAAACCGGUGCAUUGUGUCCUCGUAGAUUUUCAAACUUUUGACUAUAGAUCCUCCCUGACCGACUUGAUGUUUUUCGUAUUCGGAAGUCUGCAGCAACGAGUCUUGGAGACCAAGCUGGACGAGAUUUUGGACUAUUACUAUCGAACGUUCCUAAGUUACUUAAGGAGGUUAGGUUUGGACACCAAGGAGCACACACCAGAAAGUUUCCAAGCAGAACUGCCUAAGGCUAUGAAAUAUUCUGAAUUUAUGCACGUCAUGUGGAUGCUGCUGCCGAUCAUGUAUGAGAAACUGGACUCGGUAGAUGCUUUUCGACCGGAAAUGGCCGAUUCUUAUGCCGAUUAUGACGAACACCUCAUUAAAAGAAUCGUGUGCAUCACCAGGAUAUGUCUGGAUAAAGGCUGGAUAUAGCUAUAUCAUACUCUUACUAGAUUGGAUGAUCUUGACGCUGUUGCUGAAUCAAUCAAAAAAUAUAGUGUAAACAAUGAAAACUCUUUUAUAUUUAAUACAAUAAUAUUUAUUUAUUACACAUUUAUAUACACUUUA